This is a messenger RNA of Closterium sp. NIES-65, 309 nucleotides long. Lineage: Eukaryota; Viridiplantae; Streptophyta; Zygnematophyceae; Desmidiales; Closteriaceae. The record is from the annotation of a GenBank genome assembly.
AUGAUUGAUAGGGUUACAACGGGUGGAAUCGCAAGCAAUGUUUCUCCAGCAGCAGCUGAAGAGAGCAAGGAUGCAGAUGCUGUUGACUCUGAAAUAGUGCGGCAGGAGUUUUCAGCCGUUCGGUUUCUCAAGCACAAUGUUCGGGAUGACUAUGACGAUUUAACGGAAAUCGCCUUACUGUAUCGCAUCAAGCUCGUUCCCGCCUUUGCCUUCUUCAAGGACGGUUCAUGCAUUGGCCAGAUCGCAACAAGAGACACUUCCAGGGUGGCAGCUGCGCUGGCAACCCUGCUAUCAGGGCAGAAGCUGUGA